This is a messenger RNA of Stereum hirsutum FP-91666 SS1, 1065 nucleotides long. RefSeq lists its product as uncharacterized. Lineage: Eukaryota; Fungi; Basidiomycota; Agaricomycetes; Russulales; Stereaceae. The record is from RefSeq and is a predicted model, not a curated record. Bases 1 to 1065 code for a protein of 354 amino acids. The transcript has 3 exons.
AUGGAAAACGUUCAACAGUGUACGCCUGUGCCGCAGAAUGCCUUCGACGUUGUUUCGAUAGGCGGCCUUGUCUUUCAUAACGUCGACGGCGUCAGGACCGAGCCCCCUACAAUUCUCCAUCGCAUGUUCCCUCCUAUAGAUCUUGUUGACAUCUAUCCUCAUCCAGAUAUCGUCCCCUUCAUCUAUGCACGUCCAGCAGACGAGUGCAACCGGCCAGAAGGACCUCCAGUACGCCAACCUUCUACACUUCCUGUUCCGGGACACUCUACGCUGUCUUUCAGUCUGGGCGACGCCAUAAGCUCUGGACGCUCUGGGAUAGUCUAUGAAGCCCUCGAAGCCCGUAUCAACUCCACCCACAUCGGUGUCCCAGGGGAUACUGCUACGGGUUAUUUGCCUCCUUUGGUGGUCAAAAUAGCCCGCCAGAAUCGUUGUAUGUCCAUUGUACGGGAGGCCUGGUUCUACGAAGAGAUGGAGUGCCUUCAGGGUGCAUCUAUUGCGCGGUGUUAUGGUUGCUUCGAGCUGAGAUUAGAGAAGGGGUGGCGUGUCGGCCCAUGGGAAAAUCCCGAGCAUCGGCUUUAUGAUACUGGCUACGACUCCAUUCCAGAGUUCGCUAGGUAUCCUCCUGUGGCCACCAUGGAAGCCGGCAUCGAACCUCACCCACUGCUGACGGAGCUUAUCAUGGCUCGCAAUCGUGUUUUUGUACUGGUUCUUGAGCGGCUUGGGGAUGAGUUGUCGGUCGGCUAUGCACACCCUACGAGCGUACAACAAGACGUCAAGGACAUCUACAAUGACGUGGCUAGCCUCGGCAUCACGCUUGCCAGCGACGUUCGCUCACACAACAUCCUUGCCGCUCUGCCCAGUCCUCCAGGCCUUCCCAGUAUUCCUUCGCCGUUUACUCGACGUACGUAUGCCUGGCGUCUGGUCGAUUUCGAGUUGGCGCGAAAGACUCCGUGGAUGCGGAAGGUGAUAGCUCGGGAUCAGCAGGACUGGGUGAGGAAUAUGUUCGUAUCUCUUCCUAUGUUCACGCGCAAAUGUAGCCGCGCGAUGCCUCCUGAGGCUCCUUAG